Molecule: messenger RNA, 1786 nt
Organism: Condylura cristata (star-nosed mole)
Lineage: Eukaryota; Metazoa; Chordata; Mammalia; Eulipotyphla; Talpidae
Gene: TEAD1
Product: TEA domain family member 1 (SV40 transcriptional enhancer factor)
Exons: 13
Coding region: 73-1383 (436 amino acids)
Biological process (GO): regulation of transcription by RNA polymerase II; embryonic organ development; hippo signaling
Cellular component (GO): transcription regulator complex
Molecular function (GO): DNA-binding transcription factor activity, RNA polymerase II-specific; RNA polymerase II cis-regulatory region sequence-specific DNA binding
Source: RefSeq, a predicted model, not a curated record
UUCGGCUUGGAAAAUCCAACCGCCAAAAUUGAGCCCAGCAGCUGGAGCGGCAGCGAGAGCCCUGCCGAAAAUAUGGAAAGGAUGAGUGACUCUGCAGAUAAGCCAAUUGACAACGAUGCAGAGGGGGUCUGGAGCCCCGACAUCGAGCAGAGCUUUCAGGAAGCCUUGGCUAUCUAUCCGCCAUGUGGGAGGAGGAAAAUCAUCUUGUCGGACGAAGGCAAGAUGUAUGGUAGGAAUGAAUUGAUAGCCAGAUACAUCAAACUCAGGACAGGAAAGACACGGACCAGAAAGCAGGUGUCUAGUCAUAUACAGGUCUUAGCAAGAAAGAAAGUUCGAGAAAUUCAAGCCGCCAUUAAGGUGUCUAGUCACAUUCAGGUUCUUGCCAGAAGGAAAUCUCGUGAUUUUCAUUCCAAGCUAAAGGUAACAAGCAUGGAUCAGACUGCCAAGGAUAAGGCCCUGCAGCACAUGGCCGCCAUGUCAUCAGCCCAGAUUGUCUCAGCCACUGCCAUUCACAACAAGCUGGGGCUGCCGGGGAUUCCACGCCCCACCUUCCCCGGGGCACCAGGGUUCUGGCCGGGGAUGAUUCAAACAGGGCAACCAGGAUCCUCACAAGACGUCAAGCCCUUCGUGCAGCAGGCCUACCCCAUCCAGCCAGCAGUCACGGCCCCCAUUCCAGGGUUUGAACCUGCAUCGGCCCCAGCUCCCUCAGUCCCUGCUUGGCAGGGCCGCUCCAUUGGCACAACCAAACUCCGCCUGGUGGAAUUCUCAGCUUUCCUCGAACAGCAGCGAGACCCAGACUCGUACAACAAACACCUCUUCGUGCACAUUGGGCAUGCCAACCAUUCUUACAGUGACCCAUUGCUCGAAUCAGUCGACAUUCGUCAGAUUUAUGACAAAUUUCCUGAAAAGAAAGGUGGCUUAAAGGAACUGUUUGGAAAGGGCCCUCAAAAUGCCUUCUUCCUCGUAAAAUUCUGGGCGGAUUUAAACUGCAAUAUUCAAGAUGAUGCCGGAGCUUUUUACGGUGUAACCAGCCAGUAUGAGAGUUCUGAAAAUAUGACGGUCACCUGUUCCACCAAAGUUUGCUCCUUUGGGAAGCAAGUAGUAGAAAAAGUAGAGACGGAGUAUGCAAGGUUCGAGAAUGGCCGAUUUGUAUACCGAAUAAACCGCUCCCCGAUGUGUGAAUAUAUGAUUAACUUCAUCCACAAGCUCAAACACUUACCAGAGAAAUAUAUGAUGAACAGUGUUUUGGAAAACUUCACAAUUUUAUUGGUGGUUACAAACAGAGACACACAAGAAACUCUUCUCUGCAUGGCCUGUGUAUUUGAAGUUUCAAAUAGUGAACAUGGAGCACAACAUCAUAUUUACAGGCUUGUAAAGGACUGACCAUGGUUAUUUAUAUAUAUAGAUAUCUGUAUAUACACACACAUAUGUGCGCACACACACACACACUCUCCAUUAUCCAAGGACUGACUGUCAACCUCACCACACAGGGGUGGUGCCCUAGCCUGAGGUCACCCCAACUUUUCUAAAUCCUGUUUGAGUGAAGUCAUUUUUUCAUGUGUUCAUACUAUCGUUGUAGCUGUGAAGUUCCGGUACAGUUGUAAAAAGAGAAAUUGAGUUGUUUCUGUGUCUUCUUCAGACCUGCAGCCCACCAUUCCCCAGGAAGGGUGAACCUUGAGAACCCAAGUCUCUGCCAAGACCUGUUUCUAUUUGUGGCAGAAAAUACUGAGACAGAGCAUUUGCCCUGGGACAUUGACAGCCUUUAUACAAAUGUAUUUAGUUAUUU